UACAGAGAUGUUAUAAUGCAAAGAUUCCGGUAGGGGAAAAGUCUCAGAUUCUCUGAGACUGUCUUUUAAAAUAAGUCAUGGGUAAAUUCCGUAAGGUCCAAAAACAACUUUUUAAACAACAAAGUUGUGGUUUUUAUGAUUUAAAACGUCCGCAGAGUCUAGGGAGGAAUCUACCUGAACACAUCAAAACUUGCUGGCACUUUCGUGCAGUGCAGCGAUAACUGUGCGCUUCUUCCUUUACUGCAGAAAAUCUGAAUUUGAUGCAAAUAAUUGUGCUAAAAUUGUCCUGGUUCAGACUCUGGAAAACCUUUUUCCGGUAGAAAGCCCACCUUCCUCUCAUGUUGCGCAUGCCCAGUGCGCCCUGCUGGCUUGCUUGGCUUUGGUGCUUCUCUGUCUUCUGUCUGCAGGUAAGGGCCUCCUGGAAGAUGAGCGUCAGCGGGCCGGCUCAAGCAGAACUCUGGGGGUCCCAAGAGCUUUCGGGUAUGCAAGAGAGGAAGGAGUGAUUGGUCUUGACUCAAGCACAUCCCUCCCACCGGCCACGGUCAAGAGCCAGGGUGCACAGCGCCGUCGUCGCCACUGGAGGGGCGCUAAUGAAGAGAGGAUGACAGGAGAGGAAGAGAACUACAAGUCCCAGCAUGCACUGCGUAGCGCGGCUCCCGCAGAGGCCGGCUGUGCACUCGAGCCGGGGGUCGGCCCAGAUGCUGCGGGCUGACCAGGUGAGUGUCUAGCGUAGGAUGUGAGUGAGCACUGGAAGAGUGUCCCGGCGGCCGGGCAUGCCGGGACGGUAGGCCUCUGAGAAUCAGCUCGCCCGCCCUGGCGGACCUCUGGAGUCCUAGCGCCGGUGCCACCCCGGACCGCACGUCCGGACGUGACGCCGCAGCGGAGGAGGAAGGGAGAGGCGGGGCGCCGCGGUGACGUCCUCCCAAGAUGGCGGAGAGAGAGUGAAGAAACUGUUUCCCUUGGGCGGCUACCGAUCAAGGGUAAAAUUCUGAUACCAAAAUGCAGUAUUCUCACCACUGUGAGCACCUUUUAGAGAGACUGAACAAACAGCGGGAAGCGGGCUUUCUCUGUGACUGUACCGUAGUGAUUGGAGACUUCCAGUUUAAGGCGCACAGGAAUGUGCUUGCCUCCUUUAGUGAGUAUUUUGGUGCGAUCUACAGAAGCACUUCUGAGAACAAUGUUUUUCUUGAUCAGAGUCAGGUGAAGGCUGACGGAUUUCAGAAACUGUUGGAGUUUAUAUAUACAGGAACUUUAAAUCUCGACAGGUAAAGUACACGUUUUUGCUCAGUUAUGAAAGCUAGGCAGAUGGCCUUGAGAGCUCCAGUGCAUUCAUAGUUUCCCAUUCACUACAUACUCAUCCUCAGUCUUGAUGUGCAUCAUAUAUACAUGCACGUACAUAUGUGUUUAUAUGUGUGUAUAUGUAUAUAUAUGCAUGUGUGUAUAUAAGUAUACAUACUAUAUACAAUACUCAUACACACACAUGACUUCAGUAGCUCUGUUUAGGAUGAAAAGAUGUUUGAUAAUCACAAAAAAACACACUUUAACAUCAAGAGUUCUGUCCAAUGUACUUAUUUACUCAAAAAAGAAUAGAUCUUUAUUUGAAUUUUGCAAAUGUGAAUUUUAAAUGGUAGAUUCUAAGUGAAUUUCAGUUUCCCAUUGCUUUUGGGCUUCGUGGUCCUCAGGCCUUCUGCUUAUGAGGUGUUUGGAGUGUUGAAAGAACCACCUCUGGGCUCACAUCCUGGCGCCUUCCAUUGCAGCUCUAAAUAGCCAUGCGCAGAGCAUCCUGACUGUGGUUCUAAACCAGCACUUUGUGCGAAGAUGAGGAACAAGAACUCUGUUGCUGUUGUUAACCUACCCAAAGCUUAAUCAAGCCAGAGGUUUGCUGUGCUUCUCUUAAGACUCUAAGUAUUGGGCUCCAGCGACGCCUCCAGUGGUUGGGUGCCAGCCAUGUCAGAUGAGUAGCUGAUUUUAAGUCCCCAGCACCAACACGAAAGCAUUUUUGUAAGAACAGUGCGUCAGGGUGGGCACAAGUGGUUCUCUGGAUCCCACUAGCCAGCCAGCCUGCCUGCCAAGCGGUAUCUGUGAGAGAUCCUGUCUCAUAUGAGAAGUUGGAAUGUUAAAGAAAUUCAUCAGGCUGCUGACUAUCUCAAAGUAGAAGAGGUAGUCUCUAAAUGUAAAAUAAAGAUGGAAGACUUUGCUUUUAUUGCUAGUCCCUCUUCUACAGAAGUAUCUAGUAUUACUGCAAACAUUGAAUUGAAUCAACAGACCUGUCUUCUAACUCUUCGAGAUUAUAACAAUCGGGAGAAGUCAGAAGUAUCCACAGACUUAGUUCAGGCAAAUCCUAAACAACGGGUAUUGGCAAAGAAAUCGUCUCAAAGUAAAAAGAAGAAAAAGGCUUUCAAUCCACAGAAAGCAGGACAGAAUAAAGCAGGGCAAUACCCCAGUGAUGUUUUAGAGAGUGCGCCUGUGGAGCUGUUCCUAGAUACAGGUAAGUUGUCCUCACCUGUAGACGAACAAGUCAUCCAGGGAAAUGAUAAUUCAGAACUUGAGUUGACCUCAGUUGUGGAAAAUACUUUUCCAGCACAAGAUAUUGUGCAAACAGUCAAACGGAAACGCGGCAAGUCACAGUCACACUGUGCUCUGAAAGAACACUCCAUGUCUAAUAUAGCCAGUGUAAAGAGUCCCUAUGAACUGGAGAACACUGGCGAAGAGCUGGAUCAGCGGUAUUCCAAGGCCAAGCCAAUGUGUAACACGUGCGGGAAGGUGUUUUCAGAAGCCAGCAGCUUGAGAAGGCACAUGAGAAUACAUAAAGGAGUCAAACCCUACGUCUGCCACUUGUGUGGAAAGGCUUUUACCCAGUGUAACCAGCUGAAAACACACGUAAGAACUCAUACAGGGGAAAGGCCAUACAAAUGUGAACUGUGCGAUAAAGGAUUUGCUCAGAAAUGCCAGCUGGUCUUCCACAGUCGCAUGCAUCAUGGUGAGGAAAAACCCUAUAAAUGUGAUGUGUGCAAUUUACAGUUUGCAACUUCUAGCAAUCUCAAGAUUCAUGCAAGGAAGCACAGUGGAGAGAAGCCAUAUGUGUGCGAUAGAUGUGGGCAGAGAUUUGCCCAAGCCAGCACACUGACCUACCAUGUCCGUAGGCACACUGGAGAAAAGCCUUACGUGUGUGACACCUGUGGAAAGGCAUUUGCGGUCUCUAGUUCUCUUAUUACUCAUUCUCGGAAACAUACAGGUGAAAAACCAUACAUAUGUGGUAUUUGUGGGAAAAGUUUUAUUUCCUCAGGAGAGCUCAACAAACACUUUCGAUCCCAUACAGGAGAACGGCCAUUUAUCUGCGAAUUAUGUGGAAAUUCUUACACAGACAUUAAAAAUUUGAAGAAGCACAAAGCAAAGGUCCAUUCUGGUGCAGAUAAAACUCCAGAUGGCAGUGUAGAGGACCAUGCUUUAAGUGAACAGGAUCCCACACAAAGAAGUCCUUUGUCAGAAACUCUAGACGUAAAGCCUUCAGAGAUGACUCUCCCCUUAGCGCUUCCACUGGGAACUGAAGACCAUAUGCUUCUGCCUGUCACAGACAGUCAGUCUCCAACGUCUGACACACUGUUGAGGGCAACUGGGAAUGGAUAUUCAGAGCCACAGUUGAUUUUUUUACAGCAAUUAUAUUGACUUUGAGGGCGUGGAACUGCUCAGACAUCCCUGGUAGUAAACAAACAUCUCUGGUAAUGUGCGUAUUCAUAUUACUCCCCAUUCAUUUGAGCUGUGUGGCCAUUAUGUUAUAUUAGAAGUAAAAGCACCUGACUCUGCAUCCAUCGGUGCUCAUGUUGGUUUUGGCUCUCAUUGUAAACAGCCUUUCAGGGAGAGACUUCCACUGUGGCAGCACUAUUUUGGGUGGUAAGUUUUAGACACUGUUAAAGCUGCCUUAAUUCUAUUCUUAUUUUUGACUUCUUUGUUCCUGAGGUAAAAUCUGACCUGUGGAUUUUUUUUUUAUUGUUCUUUCCUAACUGUUUAAGCAAAUCUACAGUACUAUCAACUUCAAAGUGUUUCUGUUUGUAAACCCUGUGGACCAGUAUAUAAACUGUUGUGGGGGUUAAAUUUCAUAUUUAUACCUAUGAAAAUUUAGAUACUAAGGAAGAAUUGUGCUAUUUAUUAAUAUAUUCCUUUAGAGGUAACUUUUCUAAUAGAGCCAAAAGAAGUAUUUCUCUUAAAACCCAGAAAAAUGUAUGUACAUUUUUGUUCAUUUAGAAUGAACUUAGUACUCUGGACAAAGCCAAUAGUCAAAUCAGUUUUUGUUUUGAGUUGAGACUAUAUUUUUUUAAAUAGAUAUUUGGUGUUUUUAAGUGGUCAAAAGACGGUUUUGAAAUUUGAUUCAUUUUAUAUUUUAUUAGAUUUUUAGAUUAUUGGAAGUGAAUAUAUAACAAGUUUGAAAAUUUUGAUAAGCCUAUCUUUUAUCGGAUAUGCACUUUUUAAAAUAAAUGUUCUAAAAAGAAUUUUCUAGAUAUAAAACACAUACUAGAAAUCACUUGGCUUCUCAAUUUGAUAUUAUUGCAUAGAAAAAUCAAGAAACUUGAGUAGCUUGCCUAAAGCAACACACACACAUACACACACACAAAUAGGAUUACUAUCCUAACUUCAAUUAUAAGCUACACUUUUUGAUUAUCAGUUUAUUUACCAUUUUAUAUUUGAGUUUUCUAUAAGUAUGGGCUUUUAAAUUUUAUAAAUCAAACUACAACUUUCGGUUGUUGGCUCUAGCUUCUUAGUGGUCCUCUCAUUCCAGGAGGACGUAGAGAAUUCAGUGUCACCCCAUCCUAGACGCUUGCUGCCACUUUCCUCCAUGUUAAUUUAUCUCACUGCCUUACCCUUGUAUUUUAAAUUACAGUUUCAGAAGGUUAGUUCCCGUAGGACUGAUAAAAAUCGCGACUAUUUCUCAUUCCUGCCAUAAGUUAUGCUUACUUGUUUUCAUGAUUUAAACUACACUGAAAUAAAUUCAAUAUGUUUACCAAUAUUGAAUUCUUUAGUCAUAAUUCCCUGUUUGGGUUCAAGUCUCAGAAAUGAGAAGACAUAAUAAAAGCACUCGGUUCUUCUAGACUGAAGUAGCCAUACCUUUUCUAGAGCAUAUAGCGUUUUCACAGUAAAUUACCACCAGUGAACAGACUUAACUGGAGAGAGUAUGAAAUAACCACCUUUGUGUAAUGAACUUAUUAUUUUACUAUUAGCUAAGAAAUCUGUGUGUAUGUUAAAUGAGCAUUCUGAGUUUGAAUAAAAUUUGUAA
This is a messenger RNA of Microtus ochrogaster (prairie vole), 5269 nucleotides long. It is a transcript of the gene Mynn, whose product is annotated as myoneurin. The record is from RefSeq and is a predicted model, not a curated record. Gene Ontology annotation, biological process: regulation of transcription by RNA polymerase II. Bases 2101 to 3666 code for a protein of 521 amino acids. The transcript is spliced from 8 exons. Gene Ontology annotation, molecular function: protein binding; DNA-binding transcription factor activity, RNA polymerase II-specific; RNA polymerase II cis-regulatory region sequence-specific DNA binding. Gene Ontology annotation, cellular component: nucleus. Lineage: Eukaryota; Metazoa; Chordata; Mammalia; Rodentia; Cricetidae.